Adelges cooleyi (spruce gall adelgid) is the source of this 532-nucleotide messenger RNA. RefSeq lists its product as uncharacterized. The record is from RefSeq and is a predicted model, not a curated record. The transcript has 4 exons. Lineage: Eukaryota; Metazoa; Arthropoda; Insecta; Hemiptera; Adelgidae. Bases 188 to 532 code for a protein of 114 amino acids.
GUAUAUGUUCUUAUAGUAGGUACUACGCUAAUUCAUACUAUUUGAAUCACAGUCACCAAUCAAUAAUACAAUACUCAAAUUACAUUAUAAAAUCUUCAUAAGUAUCGAAUAGUUUCAAAACAGUUUUUAUUUCCAAAACUUAUAAUUUAACAUUCUGAAUCCGAGUUUAUUUCUUUGAUAAAUUAACAUGUAUUUGAAAAGUAUACUGUUUUUCUGCAUGGCGUCAUUCUUUUUCCAAUGUCAAGGUGUCCCCCCAACUGAAGAACAGAUUAAUAUGGUUAGAGAACUAGUCGCGUCAAAAGUGGGGCAUGAUGGCACAAUGGACUUAAGUCAAUUACAAGAAGUAGUACUCAAAGUAGGACAAACAAUCGACGAAAAUUGUAAUGAAAAUGAUGUGGAUUUAGGUUUUCGAUAUACAAAUGACGAAGCUGUAAUCUUCAUCCUAUCGUUUACAGCUAACACAAAUCAAAGUUUAAUUAGCUUUGUUAGAGAUAUAGUCAAGCGAAAUUUGAAGCAAGGUAAUAUCAGGUAA